AUGUCCGAUACGGAGGACGAACAACUGUGCCCUCUCUGUAUGGAAGGACUGGAUGAAACAGAUCGUUCAUUCUCCCCCUGUGGUUGUGGAUACCAAGUUUGUCUCUGGUGUUUACACUACCUUCGAACGUCAAUGGGCGACAAAUGCCCCGCCUGUCGAAGACCAUACGAUGAAUCGAAAUUUCAGUUCACCGGGCAAUUGCCCACCCUUAACGCUACUACAUCUUCCAGCUCCAAUCGCAACAAGAAGUCCAAGGAGGAUAUAUCCCGCUCCAAUUCCACCACAUCCCAAUCACAAUUGCAUUCUUCGCAGCUUCAAAAUGGGACAGCAUCUACGGCAUCCCUGGAUGACCUAAAGAAUAUGCGCGUUUUACAGCGCAAUCUGGUUUAUGUUGUAGGUUUGCCUCAGCGAUUGGCCAAGAAGGAGGUGUUGAAGAGGCCAGAGUAUUUUGGCCAGUAUGGGAAAAUUCAGAAUGUGGUAGUAAAUCGCAGCCAAGCCUAUAGUACGCAUUGGGAAGGGCCAUCAUACAGCGUGUACGUAACCUACAGUAAAAUAAGCGAAGCUUCCGCUGCAAUCGAAGGAAUUGACGGAUCACAAGUUGACAAUCGUAUCCUUCGCGCCUCUUUUGGUACGACAAAAUAUUGCGUUUAUUUUCUUAAAAACGUGAAAUGCACGAACGUCGAUUGUUUUUAUUUACACCAAUUGGGGGAUGAAAAGGAUACAUUUUCACGGGAAGCGAUGAUACCAGCGAGGCACCAAUUGCACGGUCUGGCACAUCAAAAGGCGGAUAUAUCGGAAAAUAAUACUAUUGGCACUCCUAACAAGAUUUUUGGCGUUAUAAAUCCACAAAUCAAACACAACAGCACUAAUGUCGUAUGUGAUAAUCUCGUGUCCAAUGAGGGUGACAUAUUUGACCUAAAUGGGAUUGAUGUGUCAUUAGAUAUGCUAAUUUCCUUCUAUAAUAAAGGCAAUGAGUUUCUGAUUGUCACUGACGUCACUAAUGAUUUGUUGAAAAGCUUUAAAUCCAAAUAUCAAUACUCUGUAACUAAUGGUAUUGAAGAAGAUGUAAAUGCUGUAAUAAGAGGGAUUGGGUACAAAUGGAGCCUGAAAAAGAUAGGAAAUAUUCAUGCCAAUAACGAAUCCACCAAGAAAUGUAGCUCUAAGUUGGAUCUAGAUUUGGAUAGACUCAAAGUUCAAUGCGAACAAACUAGAAGUCAAAUAGUGAACCAUUUACAUCAAUUAUAUCAGUCGUAG
This is a messenger RNA of Babesia microti strain RI, 1254 nucleotides long. RefSeq names its product CCR4-NOT transcription complex subunit 4. Gene Ontology annotation, biological process: protein ubiquitination. Gene Ontology annotation, cellular component: CCR4-NOT complex. The record is from RefSeq and is a predicted model, not a curated record. The transcript has a single exon. The coding region runs from base 1 to 1254 and encodes 417 amino acids. NCBI's taxonomy places the organism in Eukaryota, Apicomplexa, Aconoidasida, Piroplasmida, Babesiidae. Gene Ontology annotation, molecular function: RNA binding; ubiquitin-protein transferase activity.